This is a messenger RNA of Bombyx mori (domestic silkworm), 1775 nucleotides long. RefSeq names its product facilitated trehalose transporter Tret1. Gene Ontology annotation, molecular function: transmembrane transporter activity. The record is from RefSeq and is a predicted model, not a curated record. Bases 107 to 1561 code for a protein of 484 amino acids. Gene Ontology annotation, cellular component: membrane. Gene Ontology annotation, biological process: transmembrane transport. NCBI's taxonomy places the organism in Eukaryota, Metazoa, Arthropoda, Insecta, Lepidoptera, Bombycidae. The transcript is spliced from 8 exons.
GAACACUAAUAGCACAGUAGUUUAUACGCGUUUAGAAUUUCUUUAGUUCGUUUCGAUCGUCCAAGUCGACAUUAAGUUUCGGAAAAUUCGAAAGGAUCCAUCAAAAAUGAGUCGUGCUAAAGUGAAGUCUUAUUUCAUACAAACGCUGGCUACUCUGAUAAUUUCCAAUCUAUGCACAUUGACGGGAUACAUUUUUGCUUGGCCAUCUUACAAUGUGGCCAACUUCAGAUCCAACUCUACAGUUCUUUCACAUCCCAUGACUACUCUGGAGAUCUCGUUGGUCGGGAGUGUGGUUAACAUUGGAGCAUUGGUAGCCACGCCUUUCUGUACUUACUUCUUAAAUAAGUUGGGGCGGAAAUACACAUGUAUGCUCUUUGGCGUGCCUUAUGCGAUGUCAUGGGCGAUACUGUCAGUAUCUAAUUAUGUUCCUUUUGUCAUCGUCGCUUUGGCUUUGAGUGGAAUUGGCGCUGCGGGUGUACCGGCCUCAACAAUUUAUAUCUCGGAGAUAUCAGAUGAUUCAAUCAGAGGAAUUUUAACGUCAAAUGCGAUAUCAGGAUAUUUUCUCGGACUUUUUCUCUCCUACUCCUGGGGAGGAUACUUGAGCUAUUACAACGUAGUCCACUUGCACUUGGGUCUAUGCGUGCUGUAUAUUAUAAUGGUUGGUUCUUUGAAGGAUUCCCCGGUUUUCUUGAUGCAAACCAACAAAGAAAAGGAGGCGGCGAAAUCGAUUGCCUUUUAUCGGUGUGUGGACGUCACAUCUAAAGAAGUGGAGAUAGAACUAGCCAAUAUCCGCCUGCAGCUUGAUCCUCGUCGAGAGAAUAUUCUAGAAGGGAAAAAUGAUAUGACAGUCACAAAAGAAUUGUUAAAGAUUAAAUCAGAACCAGCCGAAGCGAAAUCAGAAUGGAAAUUUUUAAUCAAUUCCCCGUCAUCAAUUCGAGCUUUGACUAUCGCUAUUAUCACGAUGACGUACACGGUGCUCAUGGGAGUGGUGGUGCUCCAGGUAUACGCCGAACCACUAUUCAGAGAAGCAGUCCCAUCGAUGGAGCCGAACCAGUUGACGAUUUACCUGGCGAUAGAUUUCAUUGUGGGCAGUCUUAUUUGUGGAGUACUCAUUGACAGAUUGGGGCGUAAGUACCUGCUGAUCAUCACCACAGUCCUGACCAGCAUAUGUAUAUUACUGAUGGCGACUCAGCUGCAGUUCAGCUGGGCUCCACAGUGGACGACAGCGGGCUUCAUGUACGCCUUCUCCUUCUUCUACAACUUGGGACCGGCGACGAUUCCGUUCGUGAUCGCUGCCGAGUUCUUUGUGCCAGAAGUCCGAGGUCUGUGCAAUUGUUUGAUCAACGCCUGUACUUGGCUCAUGAAUUUUGUGACGCUUCAAUUAUUCUCACAACUCGUCGAUUGGGUCGGCCUGGCUCCUCUCUUCUACCUCUUCAGUUUCUUCGGAUUCCUUGGAGCGGUCUUUUGUCAAUUUUACUUGCCGGAGACUAAGGGUAUGCCCAUCGAAGCCAUUCCGUUGCUCUUCAUUAAGAAAGAUAAGAGAAGACAUUAUAAUAUCUAAUAAGUUAAUGAUUUGAAACUGUUAUUAAAGUUAUUUUAAGUUUAAAAAACUAUGUGUGAUAAUGUGAUGUCUUUUGAGAUUAGAUGAUUAUGUAUAAGAUGGUUUUUUUUUUCUGUAUUACAUACGCUUUGUAAAUAUGACGAUACAUUCGCCACUAGAUUUAAAAAAAAACAAAAAGAAACUAUUAAAAAAAUAAUAAAAAUAAUUUUAAAUA